Messenger RNA from Malaya genurostris, 1051 nucleotides. Its product is annotated as serine protease snake-like. Bases 63 to 989 code for a protein of 308 amino acids. Lineage: Eukaryota; Metazoa; Arthropoda; Insecta; Diptera; Culicidae. Gene Ontology annotation, biological process: proteolysis. The transcript has 4 exons. The record is from RefSeq and is a predicted model, not a curated record. Gene Ontology annotation, molecular function: serine-type endopeptidase activity.
CCGAACCUGUUGGUUAAACGAUCAAUUUGCUACGGUUCUCUGGAGUACGUUUCCAGGCAGCGAUGGGUUCACUAUUUCUCUCUGUACUGCUCGUGCCGUUGCUGUGUCUGCUGGUUCAAGGUCAACGAAUAUCGGAAACUAAGUGUUCCGAGUAUCGCAGUCAAACGAUUUCGAUCGCAUCCAUCAUCCCGCUAACGUUGAAUCCAAAACCGAUCACGUAUCGAAAUUUCAACUGUUCCAAAACGGUUGAUCUCAUUGUGGGCGGUGAGUCGGCCAAACCGGCAGAAUUUCCUCAUCAAGCUCUUCUCGGGUGGCCAAAGGAAGACAACCAGGAUGAGUUUGAUUUUCGCUGUGGAGGAUCGCUAAUCAGUGAGCGCUACGUGCUGACGGCGGCUCAUUGUUUCAAAAGUACUGAUCCGUUGAUUGUUCGUCUGGGAGAGUACAAUUUGCAGAACGAUUAUGACAAUCAACUGGACGUGGAUAUUGAGUCCAUCACGAGACACCCGGAGCACAGUUUCCGCAGUUCCUAUCACGAUAUUGCUUUGGUAAAACUGAAGGAACCCGUACGGUUUUCCAAGAUCAUUCGGCCGGCAUGUCUGUGGACGGGACUUGAAGUGAAUGUUUCAUCGGUGAUUGCUACAGGAUUUGGACUGACUGAAUUCGGUGGUCAAGGUUCGGAAAUUUUGCGAAAGGUCAUGUUGGACUUUCUGGAGAAGAAAGACUGCGAGGAUCAGUUUUUAGGUUCAAGAAGCUUCAAGCGAGGUGUGAUCGAUGAACAGCUGUGUGUCGGAAGCUUUCGUGGUGGAAAAGAUACAUGCCAGGGAGACUCCGGUGGGCCAAUCCAGGUUAUAACUGAACCCAAGGGAUGUACGUAUCACGUGCUCGGAGUAACAUCGACCGGGUCGGCCUGUGGAGUCGGCAGAUCACCUUCGAUUUACACUAGGGUCGCGAGUUAUGUUGAAUGGAUUGAAGGGAUUGUGUGGAAGUGAUCGGGAAUAAUAGAAGGUUUUCAAAUAUUAACUCUUGAAAUAUACAAUCAAUUUGAAACAAA